CGCUGAAGAGUCGUUUUCAUAUCUCAACUAGAUUUGUUUCUUGCAGGAGUAGCAGCUUGUUUCGAUUCGAUCAUUUCCGAGACGACAUUUCUAUACUUAGUCCGACGCCUGUCAUGUCUCUCCCCAUUCCUCCCUCGUCCGCGGCAACGGGCCGACCGUACCGAUCACUAUCCGCCAGCGAAGCACUUACGCCACUUAUUGCAACAACAUACACAACUCCAGACAUAAUCUGCUACAUCAACGGGAGGAGAACUAUUAUCAGCAAUCCAAAUCCGACUUGGACUCUAUUAGAUUACAUACGUGCGCAGCCCAAUCUCAAAGGAACCAAGUUGGGGUGUGGAAGUGGCGGCUGUGGCAGCUGCACGGUAGUGCUACAAGUAAAAUCAGAGAAGAGAAGGAUCAAGCAUCUGUCUGUGAACGCUUGUCUCUUUCCCCUGGUGGGAGUCGACGGCAAACAUGUCAUCACCAUUGAGGGGCUUGGCAACGUUGACAGGCCACACCCUCUACAAGAAAGGAUAGCGAAGCUGCAUGGGAGUCAAUGCGGCUUCUGUACUCCAGGUAUUGUGAUGAGUCUAUACGCGGUGAUCAGGAAUUCUUACAAUCCCGAGACGAAGAAGUUCCAUUUGAGUGCACGUGAAAUUGAGAUGGAAGGCCAUUUAGAUGGGAACCUUUGCCGGUGUACGGGGUACAAACCUAUUUUGAACGCUGCGAAGACAUUCGUCACAGAAGACUUGAAGGGCCAGCUAGCUGAGGAAGACGAGCGAGUUGUCGCGGAUUCUGAAAAGUUCGAGAAAGAAAUCCACCAUAUGAAGAGCAGUGGUUGUGUAGGUCUUUCGAAGAUCUCUUGUGGACGGCCAGGCGGUUGCUGUCGAGAUACGACGUCUGACAGUAGUUCGAAUGAUAGCAAGUCAGAUGCGUCCUCACCCCUGACAGAGAUGACAGAGCCGGCCAUAAGUUCGGACGAUGAACACAUCGUUGCAAUUAUCAAUGCCAAAAGUCAAUCAAACCAGGACCCUAGUGUUAGCGGAGCAACUUACGCAAAACCUAUAAAGAGCAAAGAGCGUGAUGCACUUGUUGGGACCAAGACUUCGACGUCGCUCGACACCUCCAUAGCAUCUUCAGAGAAAGGAAUACCUAGGAUAGAGCUCAAGGAGUACGUCCCAGAUACAGAGCUCAUUUUCCCACCGGCACUCUGGAAGUACGAGCAGCAGCCAUUGUGUUUCGGUAACGAGAAGAAGAUCUGGUUUAGACCAACCAAGCUAGAGCAGUUGGUUGAGCUGAAACAUGCUUAUCCAUCCGCGAAGCUUGUUGGUGGCGCCAGUGAGGUGCAGAUCGAAGUACGGUUCAACAAUUCCGAGUUCGCUGUCUCUGUAUACGUGUCAGACAUCGCGGAGUUGAAACACACCAAGCUCCCGUCAGAUGCAGAGCUCGACACUGCCGAGGAACUUGUCAUUGCUGCAAACACUCCGCUGACUGAACUGGAGGCAAUUUGCAAGGAAGUCUACGCCAAGUUGGGCAAGCGCGCCAUGGUACUUGAAGCUCUACGUAAACAGCUUCGAUACUUUGCUGGCCGUCAGAUUCGAAAUGUUGCGUCUCUGGCAGGCAACAUCGCCACAGCAUCGCCGAUUUCCGACGCGAAUCCUGUUCUGCUAGCAGCAGGUGCGACCCUCGAGGCUGUCAACAAGAAAGAUGGCAAAAUCGAUCUCCCGAUGUCAAGCUUCUUUGUUGCUUACCGAACGACGAACCUCCCUGCUGAUGCUACUCUCUGCCGCAUUCGUAUACCUCUUCCUCCCCACAAUUCAAGAGAAGUUCUGAAGGCGUACAAGCAAGCCAAAAGAAAAGACGAUGAUAUCGCCAUUGUCACAGCCGCAUUUCGCGUAAGGCUCGACUCAGAUGGUGUGGUUGAAGACGUUUGUUUAGCAUAUGGCGGUAUGGCACCAACCACGAAAGAUUCGCCCAAGACUCAGAAAGCUCUCAUCGGCAGGCGAUGGUUUCAUUCAGAAACUCUGGACGCUGCUCUCACCGCUUUACUCGAGGAUUACGACCUCCCAUACACUGUCCCAGGUGGGAUGCCGACCUACAGGAAGACUCUGACCCUUUCAUUGUUUUUUCGCUUCUGGCACGAAUCUGCCGCAGAGUUUGGUCUCGGCAACGUUGAUGAUCAGGCUGUAGACGAAAUUCAUCGUGCCAUCUCUGGAGGUACUCGUGACGAUUAUAAUCCCUACGAACAACGCAUCGUUGGCAAGCAAAUUGCCCACCUAUCAGCUUUGAAGCAGUGUACCGGUGAAGCAGAGUAUCUUGACGAUAUGCCACGUCUUGACCGAGAGCUAUUUGGUGGUUUGGUCAUGUCAAGCAAGGCACAUGCGAAUAUUCUUAGCACCGACUAUGAACCAGCGCUCAAGCUACCUGGGGUAGUUGGGUAUAUCGAUCGGAAUAGUAUUCGCGAGGGCGUGAAUAUCUGGGGCUCAAUCAGGAAAGACGAACCUUUCUUUGCGGAGGACAAAGUGCUAUCUCACGGACAAGUCAUUGGUAUGGUAUAUGCUGAAACUGCGCUCGAGGCUCAGAUGGCUGCAAAGGCUGUCAAGAUCGAAUACGAGGUUCUGCCACCCAUCUUGACUAUCGACGAAGCUAUCGCAGCAGAUUCUUUCUUCGCACAUGGAAAGUUUUUGAGGAAAGGACUGGCGAUUGACGACAAAAUGGAAGAAGCUUUCGCACAGUGUGAUAAGAUCUUCGAAGGUGUCACCAGAAUGGGCGGUCAAGAACACUUUUACCUGGAAACCAAUGCUGCACUAUCUGUGCCAUCAGGCGAGGAUGGUGCCAUGGAGGUUUGGUCUUCAACACAGAACACUAUGGAGACGCAGGAGUUUGUAAGCUCAGUCCUGGGUGUACCUAGCAACCGCAUCAAUGCCCGCGUCAAACGUAUGGGAGGAGGAUUCGGGGGCAAAGAGUCUCGCAGUGUUCCGUUUGCUGUCUACACCGCUGUCGCCGCCAGGAAAGAAAAGAGACCGGUUCGGAUCAUGCUCACCCGCGAUGAAGAUAUGCUACUGAGUGGUCAGCGACAUCCAUUCCAAGCACGCUGGAAAGUCGGAGUCACGAAUGAGGGCAAAUUGCUCGCUCUUGAGGCCGACGUCUAUAAUAACGGCGGCUUCUCUCAGGAUAUGAGUGGGGCGGUUAUGGACAGAUGUCUCACGCACUUCGAUAACUCGUACGAAUGCCCGAACGUUUUCUUGCGAGGUCAUGUCUGCAAGACCAACAUACACAGCAAUACCGCGUAUAGAGGUUUUGGCGCGCCGCAAGGAAUGUACUUUUCCGAAACUAUCAUGUACCACGUUGCCGAUGGACUGGGCAUGGAUGUGGAUGAGUUGCGAUGGAGGAACUUGUAUACGCCUGGUGAACACACGCCUUUUUUCCAGAAAAUCGAUGAAGAUUGGCAUGUCCCUAUGCUACUCCAACAACUCAAUAAAUCCGCCGACUACGACAACAGGAAGAAAGCUGUCGCAGAUUUCAACACCAACAAUCGUUGGAAAAAGCGCGGCAUCUCCCUCAUCCCUUCCAAAUUCGGGCUAAGUUUUGCCACCGCCCUGCAUCUCAAUCAAGCUGGGGCGUAUAUCAAGAUUUAUCAUGACGGCAGUGUGCUAUUGCAUCAUGGCGGGACAGAAAUGGGUCAAGGUCUGUACACGAAGAUGUGCCAGAUCGCUGCGCAAGAGCUUGGAACUCCGCUCGACGCGAUUUACACGCAAGACAGCCAAACAUACCAGAUUGCAAACGCUUCGCCUACCGCUGCAUCUUCUGGCUCAGAUCUGAAUGGCAUGGCGGUGAAGAAUGCGUGCGACCAGAUCAACGAGCGGUUGAAGCCGUAUCGUGAGAAACUGGGUCCCGAUGCACCACUCAAAGAUCUCGCGCAUGCCGCGUACUUGGAUCGUGUCAACCUCGCUGCCAAUGGGUUCUGGAAGAUGCCCAAAGUUGGAUAUACAUGGGGUGAUACAAAUCUCGAAACUGUUAAACCUAUGUACUAUUACUGGACACAGGGUGCUUGCUGCUCGGAGGUAGAAGUUGAUCUUCUCACGGGAGAUCACACUGUUCUGAGAACGGACAUUAUGAUGGAUGUGGGUAACUCCAUAAAUCCCGCCAUAGACUACGGUCAGAUUGAAGGCGCCUUCGUCCAAGGCCAAGGUCUCUUCACUAUGGAAGAGACUCUCUGGACACGAGAUGGCCAACUCUUUACUCGCGGACCUGGCACCUACAAGAUUCCAGGCUUUAGCGAUAUCCCGCAGAUCUUCAACGCCUCUCUCCUACGCAACGAUAACGAAGGCAAACCCCUGUCUUGGAACCACUUAAGAAGUGUCCAGAGUAGUAAGGGUAUCGGGGAGCCGCCGCUGUUCAUGGGUAGUACAGUAUUCUUUGCGUUGAGAGAGGCGGUGAAGGCCGCAAGAGAGAUGAAUAAGGCGAGCAACGUGGGGUGGGGAUUGGACAGCCCCGCGACGGCGGAGAGGUUGAGACUAGCUGUGGGCGAUGAGUUGAGUAGGAUGGCAAGGACCGAGAGAAAGGAGGGCGAGACUAGUUUCCUGGUCGCCGUCGCAUAACAACCUUUCAUUGGGCUAUGGUGAAGAUAAGCCAGUGUAUUGACUUUACGAAUGCAAUUGUAUCUCCGCAUCUUAUUCGUAUUUAUUCGCAAGUAACUUUUUGAUGGGGAAUCUUCAAGAGGUGUCGGAAAUUCAAUUUAAUGUU
Molecule: messenger RNA, 4728 nt
Organism: Dothidotthia symphoricarpi CBS 119687
Lineage: Eukaryota; Fungi; Ascomycota; Dothideomycetes; Pleosporales; Dothidotthiaceae
Product: xanthine dehydrogenase/oxidase
Exons: 2
Coding region: 114-4583 (1489 amino acids)
Molecular function (GO): iron ion binding; 2 iron, 2 sulfur cluster binding; FAD binding
Source: RefSeq, a predicted model, not a curated record